Molecule: messenger RNA, 915 nt
Organism: Dentiscutata erythropus
Lineage: Eukaryota; Fungi; Glomeromycota; Glomeromycetes; Diversisporales; Gigasporaceae
Source: the annotation of a GenBank genome assembly
CUAGUGCAAUACAUUCAGAAUUUUCAAGUUCAGUUCAUUGUUUAUACUUAUUUCAUAUUGAUCUCAAUUUAAAAAAGAAUCUUCGAAAUAAGCUUAAUUCAGAUGAAUUUUGGGAGUUUUGUAAGAACUUUUUUAAAUGUAGAAAUACUAUGGUUGAAGAUUUAUUUGAAAGUCAUUGGGAAGCUUUGAAGUUAAAGUAUACUUCAGCAAGUAGUUAUAUAAAGCAUCAAUUAGAUCCAACCAAGACAAAGUGGGCUGUGUGCAAUAUCAAUAACCAAUUUACUACAGAUGCGAAUAGUACACAGCAUGUAGAAAGCCUGAAUCAUAAAAUUCAUAGCUGUGUGGGAUCCAAUUUGUCAUUUUUGGAAUUAGUUAAAGAAAUUCAAGAUGUACUUGAUAAGGAAUCGAAUUAUAUAAGAAUAGAAGAAUAUGAAAGUGAAAUUCCUAAAGUUGGGCUUGCAACUGUGCCUAAAACAUAUUUUAAUUCAAUUGAAACAAUUAUUUCACAAUACCUUAUGCCAACAAUGGUUUUUAAGGAACAAGUAAAUAUGAAUUAUGAUAAAGAAAUGCGUGAAAACAACUAUGAGCUUAUGAAAGUUCAUUUGGUUAAUAUAGUUGAAAAAGUUGGAUAUGAACAAAUCGUUGAAAUUUGGAAAUUAUAUAAAGAUAAUAUUAUCAAAGAAAAUCCAAAUAAAGUUUGGGAACAAUCUCCUAUCUUAUUAUACAUUGCUAAUAUUCAAAAUCAAGAUACUAUAAAUAAUUUUAGAUAUUUGAAAGAUAUUCUCAAUUCAGAUGUUUAUACACCAGUAUUGCAAAAAUUUAAUAGUACUCACCAAAAAUAUGGCCGUGUACAAGGCAUAAUGCAAAAAGUUCCUGAUUUAGUAAUUUUUACUAAUUCAUAUGAUGAAUUAAUAG